UCCAGGUCCAUGUUAUACUGUUGCAUCUGUCUCGUGACUGCUAUAGCUACCAGUGAAGCUAACCAGGAAGUAAAGGAGGAAGGAGGGAGGAGGGAGAAAGGAGAAAAAAAAGACAGCGGCGGUUUGCACGUCCUGGAGCUCCACACUCACUCACUCACUCUGCUCGCGCUAAGUUGUAGCUCCGAUCUUCAGGUGACCUGCAGAGCUUUAGCUUCACGCGAGACGCAUCUGACCGUCUGUGCAAGCAGCGAGCAACGAUCAGUUGACUGUUGCCUCCCCGCGUGUGUGUGUGCGCGCGUGUGAGUGUGUGUUUUUUAUAAUAAGAUUGAAGAUGGCGACCAGCUCGGAGCGCAGUCCCCCUCCUUUCCCCGACUCAGAGGACCAAGAUGUGCUGGAAGAAGUCGGAGGCCGAGACAGUGACGAAGACGACGACGAAGUGGACGACCUCUUCAUGAGCACAAGCAACCCUCCACUGACCAAAAUGGACACCCCACUGCCACCUGCCAGUCAUCCCAGCGAUGUUUUAAUGAAGUCUCCCAGUGACAUCAUGGAUGAUCCCAUAAUCGAGCCCGUCGGCAGCCAAGCGGAAAUCAAGCCAACGAGCGAAGUCGUCAGCGAACCCUCGGAUGACUUUGUCGACCUCACAAACAACAUAACCGACUCUCCUGAAGCUGAAAGUGCCGUCGCAGACGCUGCUAUAGACACAACUGAAAUCCCUCUAGAUGAACCCUCGGAUGAGUUUGUUGACAUAUUUGGAGGUGAAAGUGAAGCUCGGCGAGAGGAAGUCGUCGUGGUGGCGGAUGUAACCGUUGAAGCAGCAGCAGCAGAUAAAAGUGAAGUGACCAGCGACAUGAGGGAUCCACCCGACGAUGGGAAAACAGGAAGUGAUGAUGAACAGGAAGCAAAAGAAACGUCCACUGAUUCCAUUAUCGACCUCAGUGACGAUUUGCCAGCCAGUGAGAUGCCACAGCCACCACCUGCCAGCCACACAUUCGUUGACCCUCUGGUUGACUUCCUGAGUGAUGCUCCACCCGCUGCUGAUGCCAAAAUACCCAGCCGGGCAACAGUCGAUCUGUUCGAAGACGAGGGAAACGACUUGUUCACGGAACCACGGCAGACCAAAUCUGCCAAGCAGCUGCAGAAAAGCCUCUUCGGCGAACGGGACGAGGAUCUGUUCGGUGAGCCGCUGGGUGCCGCUUCAAAGAAACCCGUCAGCAGAGAGCUGAAGAGCAAACCCGUCACAACCAAAGCUGCCAGUGACGUUAGCGACACAGGCGGUCCUCUGCAAGACAAUGAUCCUGCUGACAUCUUCUCCGAGGAGGCCGUCACCACAGUGCCCAGCAUCAAAAAGACCAGCACGGUCAACUCCAAGACUAACGGAGUCCACUCUGAAGAGGAGACCGAUAUAUUUGCUGAAGCCACGGUGGAGCUUUCUCUGGACAGUCCGCGGGACGAGAGAAUGAAAGAUGAGUCGACCAAACCGUCUGCGUCCGCCCCCUCCGUGUCGGCAGCUGCCAGCCUGGCCAAGCCCCAGUCUGCUUCCCUGGAGGAGUUGGAUGAAGAGGAAGAAGAAGAGCAGGGAGACAAAUUUGAGAUCGCUAUCUCUGUCAAAGAUCCUGAAAAAAUAGGGGAUGGGAUGAACGCCUACAUGGCCUACAAAGUAACCACACAGACCCCACUGCCCAUGUUCCGCAACAAGACAUUUACAGUGAGGCGACGCUUCAGCGACUUCCUCGGCCUCUAUGAGAAGCUGUCCGAAAAGCAUGGACCAAAUGGAUUCAUCGUGCCUCCGCCACCAGAGAAGAGCAUUCUGGGUAUGACGAAGAUGAAGGUGGGAAAGGAAGAUUCCUCAUCUGCAGACUUUGUUGAGAGAAGAAGAGCCGCUUUGGAGAGAUAUCUCCAGAGGGUCGUAAAUCACCCGUCACUUCUCCAAGAUCCGGAUGUCCGAGAGUUCCUGGAGAGAGAGGAAUUGCCCAGAGCAGUGAGCACCCAGGCUCUGAGCGGCGCCGGCUUCCUGAAGAUGAUCAACAAGGCAACAGAUGCUGUCAGUAAAAUGACCAUCAAGAUGAAUGAGUCAGACGUGUGGUUUGAAGAGAAGCUGCAGGAGGUGGAGUCUGCAGACCAGCAGUUCAGGAAGCUCCACACGAUGGUUGAAUCUCUGGUCGUCCACAGGAAAGAAUUGUCAUUAAACACCGCCAGUUUUGCCAAAAGCACGGCCAUGCUGGGCAGCGCAGAGGACAACACCGCGCUGUCCCGAGCACUCUCUCAGCUGGCAGAGGUGGAGGACAAGAUGGAGCAGUUACACCAGGAACAGGCCACAAACGACACUUUCAGCUUUGCCGAACUCAUCGCAGAUUACAUCCGCCUGCUUGGAGCCGUGAGGGGCUCGUUUGAUCACCGGAUGAAGGCGUGGCAGCGCUGGCAGGAUGCUCAGACCGUGCUGCAGAAGAAGAGGGAGACUGAGGCCAAACUGCUGUGGGCCAACAAGCCCGACAAGCUGCAGCUGGCCAAAGAGGAGAUCGCCGAGUGGGAGGUUAAGGUGACGCAGUAUGAGAGAGACUUUGACAGAGUUUCUGCCACCGUGCGCAAAGAAGUCAGCCGCUUUGACAAAGAAAAGGCCAGGAACUUCAAAAGAGAGAUCAUUAACUACUUGGAGUGUCUGCUUCACUCUCAGCAACAGCUCAUAAAGUACUGGGACGCUUUCUUACCAGAAGCAAAAGCAAUCGCCUAAUCCUCGAGCACCGGCCGUGUGGACGACUAAACAGGCUGCCUUUUUCUUAUACACUUUACCUCUUGCCUUUAAACCAAGGAAAAUGCGCGCGUUGUAAAGGGAGAUACAAUCAACCUGUUGUUUUUUUUUUAAUCACCUUUAACAUAUAGCUCUGUACUCUAUUGUAUUAAUAAUUGUAUAUUUUCAUUUAACCUUCCACAAAUAUUUUCUUAAUAGAUGAAAAGAGUUUGCAUAUACAAAGAUAUGGACGCAGGAAAAGAGAGAGAAUAGAUGACUGAUUCCGGGAAAUGAACCGAGUCCGUAGUUCUCAGGAUUCUCUCCGUCGUGUGAUCGGAGCUCCGUCACAUCAGCUGUGGUUAAUUGUUUACAGCGCGGCUGCUCGCUCAUCAAAUAGUUCUGGGGACCCAGAUGAAGAAAGUGGCCAAGAGUCUCACUAUGUCUUUUUUUGUUUUUUACGACUCCAAGGGAUAAAAUAACAAUUAAAAAAAAAAAUAAAUAAAUAAUAAAUUAUGAGCACUUCCACCAGGUGGAUCACGUACUUAAGUACCAGCCAUGUUGUUUUUUUUGUUUCAGAUUUAAAAUACUAUUGAUGCUGAAGGGGGGUGUGCAGGGUAUUGAGAGGCAUUAGAUGAGGCUACAGCUGUGGUCGAGGGUUGCAUUGUAGGUCAAAGCUUGUGAGUUUAAUGUUUUAGAUAUGAUUUCAAUCAUAGUGCAAACUUUACUCUUAUAACCACACAUGUCUGUGCCUUUUUAAGUCAGAAUGGUGUUUUUGGUAUAAUCCAGUUUGGGAGGAAGUUGUGCAGAAGCUUGAUUAAGCAUUACUUCAACAACUGCCAUAACGAUAUGAGUGUCAAUGCUGGGGUUGAAGAACAAUUCUGGUGUUUUCAUGUUAAGGCCCAUUUACUACAAAUUACGUUUUGUUUUUCUAUAUAUUCCUGCGUAUAACUCUGGAAAGUAGCGCAUUCAAAAAGAAAACAACUUUCCAGACAGGUUAUUGUAUGAAAAUCAACCUGCACAGACUUGAAACUGUUAGCAUCAUGUCCGAGUCUGCUUCUAGUGCGUCAUUGUUGUGUGAUAAUGCAGUAUAGUAAGUGUCAGUUGACACCUUUUUAAGCAACAAUGACUUCCUUUAGGAUAAAUACAGUAAAUGCUGACAUGUCCACUGUAUGGAGUAGCAUUCCCAAGCAGGUUUCAAGUCUCUGCAGUACAUUUUCAUGCUGCGGAAGUGAAAUGAAUGGAAAGCAAAAGCUGCCUGGAUUAUAGGGUUCUGAAUUCUGCUUUAAGCUGUGGUUGGCAGUAAUAUAAGGGUUGCAAAUAAAAAAAAUAUCUCCGUUAUGCGUUACACUCUCCAAAAAUUUUUUUAUUGUUUAUUCUAUAAAAUGACACAAAAUAAUAAAAAAAAAUGUUUCAGAGAGCCCAAGAAGACAUCUUGAAAUAGUUCUAUCUGACUAACGAUUAGGUUAUUCUUUUCAUGUUAAAGGUACCCUGUGGAGUUUCUGACCAGUGAUGGAUGUAUGGAGCAGUUUUUGUGAAGUUUGGGUCCCUAUUUUCAUACUAUUUCACAUGGCGCGAUACAGUCCUGCAGAUUGUUACACCUUUUUCCGCUGAUCAACAGUUGGUGGCAGUGACGUGCCGAGAAACGCAGCAAUGUGCCAACUAAGGCGAGGAAUACAAAUACUGCCAGAUUGUAAACAUAGAUACAAACUGUCGAUUUCAAAUUCCUCCACACAUGCACACCAAAAAAAAGGAAAUAAGAUACUUAAUGCACUUUGUUUGAGAAACUGUGGAUGUACAUACAGUUUGUGCAAGAAGUCAACAGGGUACCUUUAAGUUACAGUGAUAGAGCAGAUAAGACGCAGAUCCUCACAUUCGAGGAACUGGAACCAGCAGCUGUUGGGCAUUUUUGCACGACAAAUUAUAAUCAUCAAAAUUUUAUGUUGAUUUAUUGUGUGUUGAUCCCGUAUUAAUUUCAGCACUAAAUAAUAGUGUGUGUGGUAAAUGGGCAACAACAUGCUAAAAACAACUUGCUGUUGACUUGUAGACAUGAGGUUAAUGUCAAAUACUAAAGAUGUCAUGAUGAACCUGAAGCCUUGGUCUGCAGUUUGACAAGUUUUGAGUGUUCACAUCAAGCGGGAACAAACCCGUCGCAUGUGGCACGGCUGCCAUCUUUUGAUUACAGCUUUAAUUUCACGUUUGCACACACCUGAGGUUGUGUAGUGACAAGCUACACUUUCGUGUAGGCACCUGGUAAUAUGCAGACUUUUUUUUUUUUUUUUUGUUUUGAUCAUUAGAUCACAUUUUUCGACUGUUAUACAGCACUCAGAUAAAACUGGUUGUUUGUGGGGCCUCGUACUGUAUGUCAUCACUUGUCAAUGUGCAGAGCAAUGUCAGCACUGUGUCAGAAAUUACUUUCAAAUCAAUAAAAGUUGCACUGUUUACACUUGGAAAUUCCAUUAAGAA
This is a messenger RNA of Anarrhichthys ocellatus (wolf-eel), 5191 nucleotides long. It is a transcript of the gene snx1a, whose product is annotated as sorting nexin 1a. Bases 332 to 2731 code for a protein of 799 amino acids. Gene Ontology annotation, biological process: early endosome to Golgi transport; intracellular protein transport. Gene Ontology annotation, molecular function: phosphatidylinositol binding. NCBI's taxonomy places the organism in Eukaryota, Metazoa, Chordata, Actinopteri, Perciformes, Anarhichadidae. The record is from RefSeq and is a predicted model, not a curated record. Gene Ontology annotation, cellular component: endosome; endosome membrane. The transcript has 15 exons.